AAAACUUUUAAGCUACCAUUCACCCAAAAUGGAACGCAGAGAAUCCCAUUCUUCAUUUCUUUGUAAUUUUACAAGGAGAAAGCAAGUUGUGAUCCCGAAAUUUUAACAAAUUUAACAAAUAACUGAAAUUAUCAAAUUAAGAAGAAAGGCAAAAAAAAAAGAAAAAAGAAAAGAAGAGCGUUUUUACACACAAUCAUGAAUCACCUACUAGUCAUCCAUCGAAGACUUGUUUUUAAUGGUUAAAAAGCAAAAGAGAAUCCAGAUAGGAUUCCAAUUUGUUUUUCUUAAAACUUCUUUCCUGAGCCACUACUUCGUUCAUCCCUUUUUCUUUCCAUCUUUUCAGUGACUAUAUUACGUUAAUCUGAUAGUAAUUUAAUAGCAAUUAUUAAUACGUGGAUCGUUUCUUUCUUAAUUAAUUCUUCCUCCUUACCUUCCACGUUUAUUCCGUUUGUGAUUUGUCAAAGACCCUUUUUCUUUUUCUUAUAUAAGUCCUGGUUUUGUUAAAUGUUAACCAUUCUCAUCAUUAUUAGAGCAUAGCUGGAAGUUUGGAACUCCUUUUUAUUUCGUCUAAAUUCAAUUCAUAUACGACUUUCUUCCACCGCCAUUCUCCCAUCUUCAUCAUGGAAGAAGCCAAUGGUAAGGAUCAUGUAUCCAUGGAGUUCAUAUUUUCUGUACUGCUUGAUUGAAUCGACUCUAUUUUUCUUCCUUUUUGCCAGUAAAUCCUUCUGGGUUUAUCGAGCUUGAUGUUUUGAUAUCUGGGCUGUUUGAAUCGCUUCAGGUUUUUUCGAAUUAUUCCUGUUUCUUGGUGCCAAUGGGUGUUUCCACCGUUUUUUGGAUUUUUUUAAUUUUGUUUUUUGGGGUCCUUUUGACUAAAAAGCUUAGUGGGGUUCCUGUUGCGUUGUUCUGAGGCAUUAUUUGAUUUAGUUCUUGGAGCAGCAUAUGGGGUCCAUACGUGAUUUUAGAAAUUACGCUUUUUUAGUUAAACCAAUUGUGUAUUUUACGGGAUUUUAUCAUCCUGGCCUAGUCAAUCAUGUACUUUGUUGAAGCCAAGGAUGGAACUAUUUCUGUCGCAUCUGCAUUCGCUGGUCAUCAGGAAGCUGUACAGGACAGGGACCAUAAGUUUUUGACAAGAGCAGUUGAAGAAGCUUACAAAGGGGUUGAGUGUGGACACGGAGGCCCAUUUGGUGCCGUAGUCGUUCGCAAUGAUGAAGUUGUCGUGAGUUGUCACAACAUGGUUUUAGAUAGUGUUGACCCUACUGCGCAUGCAGAGGUUACUGCAAUAAGAGAGGCAUGCAAGAAGCUGAACAAAAUUGAGCUCUCAGAUUGCGAGAUAUAUGCUUCUUGUGAGCCUUGCCCUAUGUGCUUUGGUGCUAUUCACCUUUCUCGAUUAAAGAGGUUGGUGUACGGUGCUAAAGCUGAAGCAGCAAUCGCGAUCGGGUUUGAUGACUUUAUUGCUGAUGCGCUAAGAGGUACCGGCUUCUACCAGAAAGCAAACUUGGAGAUCAAAAGAGCAGAUGGUGAUACAUCUCUUAUUGCGGAACAAGUCUUCGAGAAAACGAAGGCCAAAUUCCAUAUGUAUUAAGCAAAAUCUUGUUACUGUUGAUUUGGACGCUUUUGAACUAUUCUCACAUGCUCCGAGAAUAGUUUUCUGACAUACAUUGAUCGAAUGGUGUAACCAUAACAAGUUCCAUUCUCAUUUUCAGGCAUUUCUGGCCAUAUGCAAUGAAACUGAUAUGUUAUUUUCUUGUAAUUUACCUUGGAUUAACUUGAAAAGGAGGAUAAUAAAUAAAAUAAUACAAAUAUCCUUCACUUGCUGCAGUGUAACAUUUUUUUCCUAUCAUACUCCCUUUGUCCUAAAAUCAUCUUUAG
This is a messenger RNA of Oldenlandia corymbosa var. corymbosa, 1869 nucleotides long. Lineage: Eukaryota; Viridiplantae; Streptophyta; Magnoliopsida; Gentianales; Rubiaceae. The record is from the annotation of a GenBank genome assembly.